AUGUCGCAAAAUACGGGAAACAAGGGUUCGAAGGAGUCGAAAGUUAGAAGUUCAGACACGAACCGCAAAUAUGCGUUGUUAAUGCACUUCGUACUCGACACGCCCUCUCUCUUGGAACCCGAGGAACUCUGCGAUCCCGAGGGCAACAUCCUCUACAACGACUCACCCGCGAUGCACUAUCUCAAGCUGUCGAAAGUGGUGCCGUUUUGGGAAGAGGAAUGUCCUAAGGAACACCGAACAAAAUGGGGAGCCCGCUGGGCUGCUAUAAAAAAGGGUUUAGGAGAACUCGCAUUUGCGAACCGGACGACCUGUGAACGCUUCAAUUUUAGAGAGAACAAGUUGUUGGAUGUGCUUGACGCAGCGAGGGAAGGUCAUUGGGGAGCUUGUUUCGACGUACCAUUGAAAGCGUCACUUGCGAGAAAAGAAAUGUCUAUUCAGAGUCGUUAUCACCGUUGGGUUAUUAAUCAAACGAAAAAAGCAGGCGGGGAACCCUUGAGAGGUUUUGUCUCUCUGAAUGACUGGAGUACGAUGGCGGACGAUAUUCUUCAAGACAUUUUUGGGGAUGGUGUGAGAGGGGGGGAUGUGACUUGUACUGAGGGGGCGAAGACGUGGUUCACAGGGAACAUACAAACUCUCCUGGAUGCUGCUUCAAAGGAGGUGAUUCGCGCGGAGAAAUCGAUUGUCCGGUGUCAGCGUGAUCUAGAAAACGUUCUUGGCGAGGAUUUUUGGGAGAAGAUGGAGAUUCCUCAAGGUUUUGAUCUCCGUAAAGCGCGGUCUGUGUUCAAGAAGCUGCGUAACUGGAAAGGCCUUCUCUCUUGGCAGGUUCCGAGUCCGAACGAUGAAAAGCGGAGGGCGGAAGACAUCGAUAUCGAGGAUCCAGAUGCAGCGGCGAAAAUCCAAGCGCGGUGGACGGAUCUUAGUGACACCGCCAAAAAAUUGGACUACUGUCAGCUUGUCAUCGGCUGGCUUAUAGGUCUUAUUGAGGCGAAGACGUCGAAAACUUUGGAGCUCGGAUUUGAACCCGGGAGUUACGACGAAAAAAUAGGUGUGGAAUAUCUUCUGAGUUUGACAUUUUCUAAUCAAUUCUUAGUGUCAUACGGGAAAGUGCUUGCCCGAAAGAUUCCGCGGAAGCAUAUUGAUAACAUGCCGGCACCGAGUGCCUCUGAGUUUCGUGCGUUUGCCGCUGAGCUCUCUGACUUCGCGGACGCCUGGGUGGGAAGAGACGACACUCAGUUAAGUACGGCGAUCUCGAUGUGGGAAAAUCCGGAGUUCGACAGCGCGUUGAGGAUGUAG
Molecule: messenger RNA, 1293 nt
Organism: Lentinula edodes (shiitake mushroom)
Lineage: Eukaryota; Fungi; Basidiomycota; Agaricomycetes; Agaricales; Omphalotaceae
Exons: 2
Coding region: 1-1293 (430 amino acids)
Source: RefSeq, a predicted model, not a curated record